AUGCCUCCCAAACAGAAGAAAGCAUCCCGCGAGAAAAAGCAAAACCAAAAGGAUCUCCAAAAGCAAACCUCUUCCGACGACUCUUCUCUAACAUCCCCCAUCAUUGCAACUACCAAUUACCGUGAAAUCCACCAACUCGAGGUCGAAGCCCUGCGCUCGAUCUACGGCGACGAUUACGAAGAUGUCGAGACUCGACGUUCAGCAUGGCAGCAAUCCUCCGACUUGACCUUUAAACUCAACCUACGGGCUUCCUCAAAUCCGGACGUUCGCCUCGUACUUCUUGUCGAAUUGCCCGCCACCUACCCAAAGACCGUACCGAACCUUUCAUUAGAAAACCUCGCCGACUUUCGCGAUGGUGCCCAAUCGCGAAUCCAAGAAAUCAUUCGCAAUAAACCAAAAACCCUUCUCGGCAGUGAGAUGAUAUAUGAGCUGGCAGUCUCAAUACAAGACGUUUUGGAAGAUGUUGCCCAAGCACGCGAGCAGGACAAGGAUCUCCCCAGUCUGGAGGAGGAACGCAUUGAACAGAAAGCCGCCGCCGUCCAGCGGGCCGAGUUGGAAAAGCAAGAGGAAUUGCGCAAACAAGAAGCUGCCUCUGCGGAGGAAGAGCGUGCCUUGCAGGAGAUGCUUCAAGAUAAAAUGCGACAACGGAAUAAGGCUCGGAUUAUGCGACGGAAGAGCCGAACUAGCGGCAUGGAUUCCAGCGAUGUUGGCGAUCUCGUGGAAACUACCCCCGGCGCAAUCUCCUUUGACCCGCCAUUAGCUGUUAAUGACACCGAUGAGCAGCUAUUGGUGUUCCGUGCAGUGCAUGGGAAGACGCUGGUACAAGAUGGCCAGGACAAGAAGACAUUUACCGUGCGACCUCUCGUCUCGGAGGGUCGAUGCCACGUCCCGCUUCUUGUACUGAAAGAGAUUUUCUUGGAGGAGAAAGCCUCUGACACCCUUCCGUUCCGAGAACAGAUGCGAACUAGUGAGGACAAGUUGGAGGCCUUGAAACGACUUCGACACCCUAACCUGAUCGAGUUUGUUGGUUUCAAGAUAAUUCGCCCCAUCACCCAGUUCAAUUCGUCAGACAACUCUUGGACGGUCUUUACGCUCUUGGAAUUUGCAAAUAAAGGCUCGCUCUUGGAGCUACUUGACAUUAAGCCCUGGAGUUUUAUCACCGCAGUGGAUUUGUUCAUGGAAAUAUCCACUGUGGCCGUGUCAUGCUUUGCAGGACAGCCUCUGGAGGCACAAUUGUCAAACUACAGUCCAGCGUGGAAGAGGCUCUACCAGACUCCCCCCGGUGGACGACGUUCAUUGACCACGUCCAAGUCACCACUCUGGCUGCCUCCAGAGUUGACUGAAGACACGCCACCGACCAUGAAGACUGAUGUCUGGGAUCUUGGAAUUGUCCUUCUGCAGAUGGCCUUCGGCAAAGAUGUACUUUUGAGAUACACAUCGGCUAACCAACUGAUGAUAUCGUUGGGGCUGUCCCCACCGUUACAAGAUCUUCUGCGAGAGUUUUUCCGGCCUGACCCUAGGAAACGUCCAACGGCCUUCCAGCUUCAACCCUCGGAGUUUUUCCGAGUAGACGCACCUUUGACUAUGCGGGACCGGUCUUCCAAUUCGGUUUCUCUGCAGAGACGACCACGUUUAGACUCCCUUGGAGCCAUACCUGUCUUCUCGCGUUAUCACCAAGACUUUGAUGAAGCUGGUCAUCUGGGUCGAGGUGGAUUUGGUCAGGUUGUGAAGGCUCGAAAUAAGCUUGAUGGCCGUUUCUACGCCGUGAAAAAGAUUUCGCAGACCUCGGCCAUGUCGUUGAAAGACACGCUUUCUGAAAUUAUGCUGCUAUCGCGUCUGAAUCAUCCCUAUGUUGUCAGGUAUUACACUGCUUGGCUGGAGGAAGACUUCAAUCAUGUUGAGGAGGCUAUCUCCUCUACUGAAGGCGACCCAUAUGCUAGCCAGGAUCAUGGAGGAUUCAGUACCGGUGGUCUCGACUUUAUCAGCUCUAGUGGAUAUCCGAAGAUUGAGUUCGCAGCAUCGGACAGUGAUGAUGAUAAUGAGGGGACGCUAUCCGAUCGUGGAACAGGAGAGUAUAAUCGUACCUUCGACGAAACAGGAAGUGCAGAAGACGCCGAGCCCAGUGGAACACGAUCCGGUUCCAACGGAAGACCUGUUCUGACUACCCUGUACAUUCAGAUGGAGUACUGUGAGAAACAUACACUGCGUGAUUUGAUCAGAAACGGCCUUUACGACGAUAUUGAUCGCUCUUGGCGCCUCUUCCGGCAGAUCUUGGACGGUUUGAGCCAUAUACAUAGCCAUGGAAUUAUCCAUCGCGAUCUCAAACCCGACAAUAUCUUCAUUGAUGUUGCCAAUAAUCCCCGAAUUGGUGAUUUUGGUCUUGCUACAAGUGGCCAAUUUAUGACGGCAGUACGUUCGUCCGCGGCGGCGGAUUUCGAAGGAAAUUUUACGCGCAGCCUGGGUACAACAUACUAUGUUGCCCCAGAGAUGAAGUCCGGCUUCUCGGAACACUAUAAUGAGAAGGUUGAUAUGUUCUCACUAGGUGUCAUUUUCUUCGAAAUGUGUCAUCCAUUGCCAACAGGUAUGGAGCGUGAUCAAACGCUGCGGGAGAUCCGAGAAACGAACCAUGUACUCCCGGUUACUUUCCAGCAAUCGGAGAAGGUUGUUCAGGGUCAGAUUAUCGAAUCUCUUCUAAGCCAUACGCAAAGCGAGCGACCGACUGCGUCGGAGCUUCUUGCAAGUGGUAAGAUUCCCCUUCAAGUUGAAGAGGAGACCUUUAGAAGGGCCAUCGUACACUUGCUGUCGGAUCCAAAUUCCCCCGACUACAAGAAGAUUCUCUCUGCCAUUUUUUCGCAAUCCCCGAAGAAAUUUGAGGACAUUGCGUGGGAUAUGGACUCUCAUGGAGUACCAGCUGCAAAUGAGCUUCUUGUGCAGGGACUUGUCAAGAAGAAACUCACUUCUAUUUUCCGUCGACACGGGGCAGUUGAAUCGACGAGACAGAUGUUGUUCCCGCGGUCUCAGCAUUACUCUGCCGGUGCAGUACGUCUGCUGGAUUCGUCGGGAAAUCUUCUUCAGCUGCCCUUCGACCUCACGGUACCAAAUGCACGAGCGAUUCCUCGCCAAGAUCCAUCCCUGGAGAAAACGUUUGCUUUUGGUACCGUUUACAGAGAAUCAACCCACGGCAGUGAGCCUCGCACGCACCGGGAAGUUGAUUUUGAUAUCGUGUCGUACAACACCUUAGAUCUAGCGCUCAAGGAGGCUGAAGUGAUCAAGGUCCUUGACGAGAUCAUUGAAGAAUUUCCGCCACUUCGGUCAGCGAAUAUGUGCUUCCUAGUCAACCAUUCUGAUCUUCUUCAACUUAUCAUGGAGUUCUGCCGUAUGACGCCAUCCCAGAUUCCCCUAGCGAAGGAAGUCAUCAGCAAGUUGAAUGUCGGCAAAUGGACCAUGCAAAAGAUUCGAAGUGAGCUUCGCUCUCCAGCAAUCGGCGUUGCCUCGACUUCGUUAGAUGAUCUUGCUCGAUUUGAUUUCAGAGGCACUCCCAAGGAAACCUUGCGCAAGAUGCAAGUUAUCAUGGAAGGAACUGAAUUUGCCGAGCGGCUUCCCCCUAUCUUCGCCCGGCUGAAUGUACUCAUGACAUACCUACAAUGCUUUGGUGUACAGCGCAGAGUCUUCGUCAACCCCUUGAGCAGUUUGCACGACAAGUUCUACCGGGGCAGUAUUCUCUUCCAAUGCGUUUUCGACACCAAACGCCGUGAUGUCUUCGCUGCAGGUGGCCGCUACGACCGAUUAAUUCAAGAGUUUGCACCCAAAUCUCUGUCAAAUCGUCCACAAUCUCACGCAGUGGGAUUCAAUCUUAGUUCUGAUAAGUUGGGCUCGUCUAUGAGGGAGUAUCUCAAGUCAAAGGCCCCUCCGAAAGAUGCCGAAUCUGGUGCUGAACUGUAUUGGACAACUCGCAGGUGCGAUGUUCUCGUCGCAAGCUUUGACCCAACAGUUCUUCGGACCACAGCCGUGAAACUCAUCGAAGAUCUCUGGGGAAAUGGUAUUAGCGCAGAACUUGCAGUCGAUUCCUCUUCCAUUGAAGAGUUAAUUGCAAAGUACAAAGACAACAACCACCGCUGGAUCGUGAUCGCGAAGCAAGAUAGCAAGGAGCGUGGCUUUAAAGUGCGAAAUCUCGUCCGCAAAGAAGAGUUUGACAUUCGCCACACCGAGCUUGUACCCUGGCUUCGAUCUGAGGUACAAGCACGACACCAGCGCGAAGGCAAUGUGGAUGCCCGCCAGGCUCGCCUUCCAGGACAGCAGGAUCAAUUCCUGACCAACGAAAGAGAGAGGGCUAAUGACGUACGCAUUCUUGUCCCGCAACAUCGAAGCAAAAAGACCAAUCGUCGAAAUAUUGUCGAGUCCGCUCUUUUCAGCGCGCGCGAAAUCGCCGAAAACUCAGCGAACGCCCCAGUCGUUGCGCUUGACACGCGCGACGAUGUCCUCGACUCCAUUCGCGACACCCGCCUUUCCGACCCUGACAGCUGGCGCACCGUCAUCCAAAAUGCACCCCUGACAGAGCGGAAAUAUCUCGGUCAAGUGUACGAUUUGCUUGCCGAUUUGGCUUCUGAAAUUCGCGCGAGCGAUGGAGCGGACGGCUACACAAAUGCUUUCAUCUACAACUACCGCACCGGUUCGUGCGUGUACUAUGACCUCGGCCCUACUAGCGACAGAUAA
Molecule: messenger RNA, 4713 nt
Organism: Penicillium waksmanii
Lineage: Eukaryota; Fungi; Ascomycota; Eurotiomycetes; Eurotiales; Aspergillaceae
Gene: cpcC
Product: putative protein kinase (Gcn2)
Exons: 7
Coding region: 1-4713 (1570 amino acids)
Biological process (GO): regulation of translational initiation by eIF2 alpha phosphorylation; DNA damage checkpoint signaling
Cellular component (GO): cytosol
Molecular function (GO): eukaryotic translation initiation factor 2alpha kinase activity; ATP binding; protein binding
Source: RefSeq, a predicted model, not a curated record